Messenger RNA from Nicotiana attenuata, 958 nucleotides. RefSeq lists its product as uncharacterized. Gene Ontology annotation, cellular component: chloroplast envelope. Lineage: Eukaryota; Viridiplantae; Streptophyta; Magnoliopsida; Solanales; Solanaceae. Bases 68 to 814 code for a protein of 248 amino acids. The transcript is spliced from 4 exons. The record is from RefSeq and is a predicted model, not a curated record.
AUCACAAAGAGCUUCCUAAAUCUUCAGUCUCUCACUUUAUUUCACUUUCCAAAUCCAAUCAAAAGCAAUGAUUGUACAAACCACAACCAAUUCCUUCACAUUUUCAUCUCAACCCAUUUCAAGAAACAAUCUUUUCUUCAAAAAUCUCACCUUUUUCACUUCUCCUUUGUUACCCAAAUCUUUUUUACCUAAUCUUGAUUACAAGUUUUAUUUUGGUAACAAAAGGAGCUCACUUAGUGUUGCUAAUGGUAGAACUAAAACAACCAUUCAAUCUACUUUGCUUGAAGCUCCUGUCAUAUGGGCUGGUAGAGUUUGUGUUUUUUAUGCUCUCUUGAAAGCUGGCUUAGCUGGAUCUCCUUCUAAUCCACUUGUCUCAGAUUUGGAGACUGAUGGGAAUGCUGAUUUGGGUUUUGCCAAAUGGUUUGAAGAGUUACAAAGCAAACCAGAGAAGGAAGCUUCUGACAGAAGGAAAUUAGUGAGCAAAUGGCAUCCCACUACUAAGGGAACACUUAGACGAAAUUACAGGAUACCAUCUAAAGUUGAAGGGCGACGCCUUCUCAAAGCCAUCGCUUCCUUGUUAUCAGACGAUGACCACUUCAGAGAUGCCACUUCUCACAAGGGUUGUCAGAUUAGGAGGGAGACUGCUCAUGGAGAAAGUGUCUGUUGCAACAAUGUGCGAGCGUUGUUUGAUGAGCUCCCUACGCCACAUCUUACUGUCGAGAUCACCCCUUUCCCUGCUGGUCCUCUAACAGAAAAUGACUAUGCAAAAGCUGAAAAACUAGAGAGGGUACUUAGAUCAGGUCCUUCUGUCUGAUUACAGUUUGUCAUGUUGAACUCCUUUUUGUAUGUAUUUCUUCUCUUUGUACAUAAGCAAGAAAACUUGUGCAAUGUUUCUACACUUCUAUUAAGCAAACUAUACUAAUGAAGCAUUUUCUAAUGCUUUAUUUUCCCAGACUUA